UCUGUAAAGGAACGGAACAAAUUACUUCACUUCUUUAGAAAAUCAGUAAUUUUGAAACGAAGUACUUAUAUUGAAUAAAGAAUUUGAGCGAUUGGCACUUUGGUUUUUGCGUAAUAUAGGCGAAAUAUGGCUGAGAAGCAAAGUUUAGCAAUCUCAUCGGUUAAGACUGACGUUGACGGAAACGUCCCUCCUGCAAAGCGGAUCUGUAUGUCACGUGACAAAUACUGGUUGCAAUGGGACACAGAUGAUGUUGUGGAACGUCUCAAUGAAGCUGAGCUAAGGGAUGUGGCCAAAGUGUUUAAAGAGAAAGAUUAUGUAGGAGCGACAUUGGCGAAACUUCAAGAUAAGAAUGUGAAGGAUCUGUGCACAACGUCAUUGGAGAUUAAACAACUGCAGAGGUUUAUCGAAGACGUAACUAAAGACACAUCACAACACAAGGUUGUCAACGACCCAAUUCACGGGCAUAUAAAACUCCAUCCACUGUGUGUUGCAAUCAUCGACACCCCGGAAUUCCAGCGUCUUCGUUCAAUAAAGCAACUCGGCAACGGCUAUUUCGUAUAUCCAGGAGCAUCCCACAACAGAUUUGAACAUAGUUUGGGGGUAUGUCAUAUAGCGGGAAAAUUGGUGCGUGCGUUUCAAGAUCGGCAGCCAGAACUGGGAAUCACGAACAAAGACGUUCUCUGUGUGGAAAUAGCGGGACUUUGUCAUGACCUUGGUCACGGACCAUUUUCGCAUCUCUUUGAUGGAAUGUUCAUUCCCGCUUUCAAAAUUAAAAGGGAUAAACCAUGGACGCACGAAGAAGGAUCUACCUUAAUGUUUGAUCAUCUGGUGAAAGAAAACCAGCUGGAACCGGAAUUCGAUAAAUACGGACUGACAGAUAAAGACCUGGUGUUUAUCAAGGCACAGAUUGAUAGAACCAGUGAACCAGAGAUUACAGGGUCAAGUACACCAGACCAGUACUGGACUCUGAAUGGAAGGCCAAAGGAGAAGAGUUAUUUAUACGAGGUGGUUUCCAACAAGCGGAAUGGCAUUGACGUUGACAAAUGGGACUAUUUCGCGCGGGAUUGCCACAUGCUGGGAAUUCGGAACAACUUUGACCAUAAUCGAUGCAUCGAGUUUUCCCGCGUGAUUUCAGUAAAAAAAGAGGUGAUUCCAGUACAAAAAGAGGUGAUUUCAGUAAAAAAAGAGUUGAAUUCAGAAGCUGAAGAAGAGGUGAAUUCAGAAACUAAAGAAGAGGUGAAUUCAGAAGCUAAAGAAGAGGUGAAGCCAGAAGCUGAAGAAGAGGUGAAUUCAGAAGCUGAAGAAGAGGUGAAUUCAGAAGCUGAAGAAGAGUUCCAGAUUUGUUACCGGGAUAAGGAAGUGGGAAACUUAUAUGAGAUGUUUCACACUCGCCGUACGCUACAUAGUAGAGCCUACCAACACAAAACCACCAAGAUCAUAGAGACAAUGGUUACUGAAGCUCUAGUUGAAGCCAACGAUUUUAUCGAAUUUACUGGAAAAGAUGAGGAAAAAAGCAUGUCUGGGUCCAUAGAGGAUAUGAAAGCCUUCAGUCAGAUGACGGACGAUGUAUUGAACCUCAUACUUAAUUCAAAAGACGCACGUCUGGAGAAGUCACAAGAAAUUCUCAAGAAAGUGUUAAAGCGCGAUCUUUACAAAUUGGUUGGACAAAAAAAGAUUCCCGAAAAGAAAGAUUACACAGAACAGAUGAUAAGAGGGGCGAUCGAAGAGAUGGAUAAAGACAAGCCCAAAGAACAUGUCUCCAUCAAAAUAUACUCUCCAGAUGAAAAGGUCAAGCCCACUGAUAAAUAGCAGCAAUGGCACCGAGGGGUAAAACGGUCAUCCAAAUGGGACUUUGACCACUAGCAAUGAAACAAAUGUCAAAUUUCUCCCAGAAAGACAGUUACAGGAACAUAAUUGGACAGCAUUUUCAGAUACAUUGUUUGCAACAUAAUUCUCUUAAUUCUCUAAUGCUUUAUGGCUUUGUUCACAGAAAAUCCACCAGUUCAAUAUUGGGGUUACAUAAACACAGAUAAAAUGAAAGUGUUUGAACCCAUAAUGGUUCUUUAGGAAGAACUGCCAUUUCUAACUUUUGUUCAUUUCUUAUUAAUAACACCUUAUAAUAUAUGGAUACAUAGACAAUCCAUAUUAAAAUGGAAAUAUUAAAACCCUAUUGAUGUAAUCAUUGUUUUAUUUUUGUAUUUGGCAUGAAAAUAUAUCAGUUUAUAAAAUUGCAAAAAAAUGUUUUUUUUAAUUCAAUUUUGUUAUAUUUAUACAACACUUUUACUAUUUUAAACAGUUCAUUGUCAGUCUGCAAUGGGUGUGCAUGUUUUUAUAUAAAGCACGCGUUUCUUUGUGUUUUGAUAAAAAACACACCUUUAAACUGGGGUCUAUCUAAGUUUAAAUUCAAAAUUGUCAUGUUCAGGUAAUGCAAUAUUUCAUCUCACUUAUAGGUAAUUUUAAAAUGGAAAACCCCAGAUACAUGUUAAAAAACAUGUUAUGUUAAACGAACUGUCAGUUUCACAUGCUUGUUAGAGGUAGCUGUUUGUGUAUAGUUGUUUGUUGGUGUAUGUUUUUUUUCUUUGGGAAGAUGAUACAACUUUUGUUUAGUGUUUUGUUACAAUGCCCAUUUUGUUCACAACAAAGUAUGUUCGUGUUUGUUGCUUUUCUUGUUCUUGUUUAGCUUUUGUUUUUCAAUCUUAAAUGUUGUCUUGUAUGGAUUCAAUAUGAUUGUUGAUAAAUUCAAAACCACUUUUAGAUAUACUGAUGAUAUUCCAAGUUUGGAUAAUCCGGUGUUUACAGAUAAUAUUAAAUCGAUAUACCCUUCACAAUUGCAACUUAAUAAAUCUAAUACAUCCAAUUUAAAAGUAUCCUAUUUAGAUCUGCAACUCGAAGGAAGAUAAAUUGAGUUUCAAUCUUUAUGAUAAAAGUGAUGAUUUUGAUUUUAAAAUAAAGAUGGACAUGUUCCUAGUUCACCAUUAUAUGGUAUUUUUAUUGCACAGUUGAUAAGAUUCGCUAGAAUAUGUACAGAUGUCAAAACAAUGCAGCUCUCGCAGUAAACUAAUGACGGAAAAACUUCUAAAACAGGGUUUUAGAUAUUAUAAAUUAAGGAAAACUUUCUCAAAAUCUGUUAAAGGUCACUAUAAUAUUAUAUAAAAAAAAACAAUAGUAGUCUUAAAUCGCCGAUUGCUAAUUGUAUUGCUCAUCCCGAUUUUUAUGAUCAUGUUUUGAAAGAAAAUUCGUGAAAUUAAAAUUAAUCUUUUAAGCAGGUAUUUGGGCACAUAGACUCAAUGAAUUGCUUCGACUGAAUUUAAACCCUGGAUAUAAAGGCAAUACUUUGAACAGUGCUUGUCUUCUAGUUUUUGAAGAUAAAUUCCUGAAACCAAAUAUAGAAUUGAAUAUAGCAUCCUUACAUAACUAAGCUUUCAGUCCUUUGAUUUUAUGAUUUAUUUUUCAGAUUCAUGUUAUCUUUAAAACCGUCUUUGGCUGGCUCGGAAUGUUCCGGCAUUUGACGUCAUUUUCUUCAAAUAUUUUACAUACGUUAUCAUUUGGAAGAAAAGAUUAGGUUAUAUAUGUCAUGUCGCUUCUAUUUUAAAUACUGUUUUCUUUAUUUGUUCCCAGUUUUAGUACAAUGAUGUUUUUUUAUUAUGAAACUCUAUGAUAAAACAAUUUUGUUUUGUUUUAUUUUCUAAGACAGACUGUGUGUGAUGCUCAUAGUUUCAAACAAUGCCUGCAUCGUAUAUUUGAAAGGUUUUGCAUUAGGUACUCUGAUUUGUAUUCCUCCAUCUGCAGAUAAAGUUGGGAUCUCUAAUCAUUGAAGUAUUUGGGGUUUACCUAUUCAUUUAUUAUUUGUCAUAUUAUUAAUCUUCCUCAAGUUAAUGCAUACUUAAGAUAAAAUUUACCUUUUUUCUUUAUUCAGGAUUGUUCUACUUCAUUGGCGUUUUCCCUGUGCCAUAAAAAAGGGUUUAUGUUAUAACAUUUGGCUACUGAGCUUGUUUCUGUAGUUUUUUACAUAAGUAUUUAAUUCUGAGUGAGUUUUGUUGUGUGAAUAUUAAUUUUAAUGAUUGCGUUGCUGAUUUAUAUUUUAAUUAUGUUUGUCAUGAAUGCACAAGGGUGGGUGGGUGGUGUCCACUUAGUUUAUUCUUCACUAUUUACUUUUAAAUUUGGAGCUUAAGUUGUUUACAGAUUUACCUUAAAUGUUAUCAAGUUUUUAUACAAUAGUGGGAAUAAUAGUAAAAUAAUUUGUUAUACUUUGUAUCCUACCCUAUCUACCAUUCUACUGUAUUGUUCCUAUAAACAUCCGGACUUUGGGAGUGGAGGUCAUAUCCCCUGAAAUAAAUUUAUAGAUUUUUUUCAUUUUUUCUAGUGUCCAGAAAUAUUGAUAUUGUCUUCUUACAUAUUUAUGGUUAUUAGUUUCUUUCCAAUAUUAAGGUCGGGCUUUAUAGCAAGAGGGAUGCAUUAAAUGUUGAUUAGAUCUAGAACACUUGUAAACACUAAACACUUAACUUCUGUAAUAAAAUACCAACGUUUAGUGAAAACUCUUGUCUAGU
Molecule: messenger RNA, 4547 nt
Organism: Mya arenaria
Lineage: Eukaryota; Metazoa; Mollusca; Bivalvia; Myida; Myidae
Product: deoxynucleoside triphosphate triphosphohydrolase SAMHD1-like
Exons: 15
Coding region: 127-1809 (560 amino acids)
Biological process (GO): dGTP catabolic process
Cellular component (GO): nucleus
Molecular function (GO): dGTPase activity
Source: RefSeq, a predicted model, not a curated record